Molecule: messenger RNA, 2709 nt
Organism: Adineta steineri
Lineage: Eukaryota; Metazoa; Rotifera; Eurotatoria; Adinetida; Adinetidae
Source: the annotation of a GenBank genome assembly
AUGAAACGUAAACGAAAUGAAUCAACAAUAAUAUCAAAUAAAGUAUUAUGUUUACAAAAUGGUUCCAAUGUUGAAGUACAACUUGAUGAUGGAAAAUGGCAUUCAGGCAUUAUUAUACAAUGUCAACCAAGAAAAUAUCUUGUCCAAGUUGAACAACAACAGUAUUGGAUUGAUUUUGAUCUUAUAAGACCUAACACAAUUAUUGAUCAGAAACGUAAUGUACCAUUUGAAUAUCGUCCCGGUCAAUUUCUUCGUAAUGAAAUAAAAUCGACAACUAAAAUAGUAUCUGAUGAAAAAGUGUUAUCAUCUCCUCCUGAUUCUUCACAAAUAGAAUCUUCGAAUAUUUCGAAAAAACAACGUUUGCCUCGAACAACAAGUACAAAUACUGAACAAAAAAAAUCACCAUUUGUUUGGAAACCAAGUACAAAUUCAACUAUUCAGACACGUCGAUCAUCAAAAAGUAAUCAUUCACCUGUAAUUUCUCCUGAAGAUAAUGUUCAUGUUGAUAAUCAUUGUCGACCACGUGCAUUAUCGAAUGCAAAUCAACCAGUAACAACAGCAUCGAACAGUGUUAAAACUUCUCCAGAAAUUCCGUCAUCUGAAGUUUUAAUUUUUCGACCAGUUAUUCGCUUCGUUGAAUCGGAUACUAAUGGAAAACAAUCUGAUAAUACGACAUCACCAAAACGUCAUUGUUCUACUGAUGAUGAAAAUUUUCUAAAACCUGAAGAUGAUCCUUCAAGAACAACUCAUCGUAAUUCAAAAGAUGAUGAUUAUACUGAAUCAAUAACAAAUUCUGAUCUUAUUUAUCAUAUAAGUGCUUCAACUGAUAGUCGUUCAUCAUCAACUACAAGUACAGAUAAUCCAUAUCUUGUUAAUCAAUAUGAUUCAAUUCCACUAGCAAUUGAACAACAAAUAAAAAAUGAAACAAAAUCAUCAUGUUUUCUUGAAACUCCUCCUCCAUCGUUACCUGAUAUUCAUUUAACACAAGAAUCGGAAUCUUUAUCAGAUAAACCAUUACAACAAUUAAAAUCUAAACGUAAACAAGAUCGACCACAACGUAAACAAAUCUAUUUGAAAUCUCAAGACCAAGGUCAACAAUUAAAUGGUGUCCUUGAUCGUUUAUUAUUAAAACAAAAAGAUAGUGAUGAUUUAUCUAAAACAUCCAAUGAUUUAUGUGAUCCUGGUUAUUUAUCUGAUGAAUAUAGUGAACCAAUAUCAUCAAAUAAAGAUUUAUUAACACAUACAGAUUUAGAAAAUCUUUACGAACGUUUAGAACAAUUAACACCUGAACAAACAAAUAAUAUUUUAUUAAAUGAAAAUGAUAAAAUUCUUUCCGAACAAUUGCAAACAUAUCUUUUUAAUAAUAAUGAACAUUAUGAAAAAAUUGAAAAAUAUCGUUUAGAAUAUUAUAAUAAUGAAAAUAAUCAACGUAUACGUUUAAUAUCAAAUAUAUUACAAAGAAUAUUUUCAAUAUUUUAUAAUCAAAAUUUUUUAAAUUUAUUUCAUUAUGUUUCGGAUGAAAUAAAAACACAUAUUAAAUUAUGUUUAAAUAAUGUUCUUAAUGAAAAUUUAACAAAGAAAAAAAUUAUUACAAGAGGUAAACGUUUAGUUAGUUUUGGACAAAAACAAUGUCGAAAUAUUAAAACAAAACGAUCAUCAAUUAGUAAUAUGACAAAUACAAUAUCAAAUAUAAAUGAUAAUUUAAACAUUAAUGAACAACAAAUGUUAUUAUCACCGUCUAGUCCACUUACACCUAUAUCAUCAAAAAUUCCUGAACAACAAUCGAUUGAAGAUUUGUUAUCUCCAAAUAAUAAUAAUAUUAUUAAUUCCGGUGUUAUGGAAGAAAUACCUGUUCUACCGAAAGAACGUGAUGUAUAUGAAGUUAUUCAUUGUUUAUGUAAUUGUGAAAUUGAUAAUGGUUUUAUGAUUCAAUGUGAGACGUGUUUAUGCUGGUCGCAUUGCGAAUGUGUUGGUGUGACAGCAACUUGUAUACCAGCUUUUUUUAAAUGUAGUAUAUGCACAAAAGCUGAAAGUGAGCGUACACCACAAUGGUCUCUUUCAUCGAUAUUCGAUGAUGAAGCUACAACACUAUUUUUGACAACAUCAAAUAAUUCAGAAAAAAUUUCACUUUUCUUAUCGUAUUCUCGACGCUUAUGGAAUCUAAGAGAACAAAUGAUUGAAUUAAAAUUACGUUAUACACCAAUGUUAAGAUCGUUACAGCAUGUUUUAAGAUGUGAUGAUAUAAUUGAACUUUAUAAUUAUGCUAAAAUACAGUCCGAUGAAUUAAUGACUAAAAUUGAGAGAAGACAAAACAAUCGUCAAAAUCUAGAAUGUAUCUCUCAGACAAUUGAUCAUAUUGUUGAUUCUGUUUGUUCAUCAUUAUCAACUUCAUCAUGUUUAUGUAUUGAAUUAACAACAAAAACUCCACCUAAAAAUCAUUCAUUAAAUGAUCAAAUGAAUAUAUUAAUAACUCAUUUAUGUGAUGAUGAAGAUACUCGACAAAUUCGUUUAUCGAUUCAAAAUCGUUAUGAACAAUUAAUGUCCAUAGUUGACAAUAAAAUCCAAACAAUUCUACUGGAACAUCAAACUGUUGAAACUCAAAUGGCAUUUGAACUUGGGAUUCUUCCAAAUAAUUCAUCGCAUAAUUAUCUAUCUUAUGAUUCACAUGAAUUAGCAUUAAGAACAGCUAUUGAACGACUAAAAUGUUGA